Molecule: messenger RNA, 1847 nt
Organism: Lepisosteus oculatus (spotted gar)
Lineage: Eukaryota; Metazoa; Chordata; Actinopteri; Semionotiformes; Lepisosteidae
Gene: polr3f
Product: polymerase (RNA) III (DNA directed) polypeptide F
Biological process (GO): transcription by RNA polymerase III
Cellular component (GO): RNA polymerase III complex
Source: RefSeq, a predicted model, not a curated record
GACCCCAACCUUUUCGGAAAUGCAGCAUGGUUACCACUUAGAGAAGCUGUGUUGACAUAGAGGUGGUGUUCCGGAGUUCAUCGUGAAUUAGGGAUUACUGGAUAGUUCAGUUGUGUUCUUCUGUCAGUUGAACAUGGCAGAAGUUAAAGUAAAACAAGAAUCUGCGGAUCCCGUGGACAUUGAAAACAGAAUAAAGGAGCUGUGCCAGCAGUUCCCGCACGGAAUUACAGACCAGGUGAUCCAGAACGACAUGCCGCAUGUGGAGCCACAGCAGCGGGCCAUGGCCAUCAACAGGCUGCUCUCCAUGGGUCAGCUGGACCUCCUGAGAAACAGCAAUGGUCUUCUGUACAGGCUGAAAGACGCACAGGUGGCCAGUAAGAUGAAGGGCUCAGACAACCAGGAGAAGCUGGUGUAUCAGGUCAUAGAGGAUGCCGGAAACAAAGGAAUCUGGAGCAGGGAUAUCCGGUACAAAAGCAACCUCCCUCUGACGGAGAUUAACAAGAUCUUGAAGAACCUGGAGAGCAAAAAGCUCAUCAAGGCUGUGAAGUCAGUGGCUGCCUCUAAGAAGAAGGUGUACAUGCUGUACAACCUUCAGCCAGAUCGCUCAGUGACAGGAGGGGCAUGGUACAGUGACCAGGACUUUGAGUCUGAGUUUGUGGAAGUACUGAAUCAGCAGUGCUUUAAAUUCCUGCAGAGCAAGGCGGAGGCAGCCAGGGACAGCAAGCAGAGCCCCAUGGUGCAGAGAAACAGCUCCUUCGCCUCUUCCCACGAGGUGUGGAAGUACAUCUGUGAGCUGGGCAUCAGCAAGGUGGAGCUAUCGAUGGAGGAUAUCGAGACCAUCUUGAACACGCUGAUCUAUGAUGGGAAGGUGGAGAUGACCAUCAUCGCGGCCAAAGAGGGCACUGUGGGCAGUGUGGAUGGACAGAUGAAGCUCUACAGAGGGGUGAAUCCCAUCAUCCAGCCCACAGGCCUGGUGAAGACGCCCUGUGGCGUGUGUCCUGUAUUUGAUGACUGCCAUCCGGGAGGCGAGAUCUCGCCCUCUAACUGCAUCUACAUGACCGAGUGGCUGGAGUUCUGACUGGGCUCCCAUGUGUUCUGGAUUCUGGACUCUUCCGCGUGCCGGACUUUGCCACAGGGGUCGUUGCAAGAUCGCCAACUUUAAUUUGGUCUAAAGAGAGAGACCGAAGUGAUGGCAGCAGUUUUGUUUUAUUUAACCUGCAGCAAAAAUAUUUUAUUUUGUCAAAAUUAUUUAUAUCUCCUAAAAUAAAAAAGUAACUGCCACAACACUGUACCAAAUACACCCGUAGGGAGAUCUAAAGUUUUUCUUUCUCCUUUGGACCUGUGAUGUGUGCUGCAGUGUUUCAAUAGUAUUGCAAUUUCAACUACACCACCUCGCAGCUGUAUCCCAGUAUCUGCACUUACAGCUCAGUAUGGGGACAGUCCUGUGUAAAAGAGUCUGUGGAUACCAGUGGUGUAGCCCAGCAGUGAAUCCACCUAUGUGGCCUCAUAGGAGACCUGGACAGCACCACCCACCUGUCCACCUGUCGUCACUGGUGCUGCCUCCUCUGCACAGCACAGUGCUUUGUGAGCAGAGCCACACAGUGCUGGGACUCCAGCUGCCCGCGUCUUGGACGUGUCGCUCAUCUGGUUGUGUUGUAAGGUUGUUUUAUUUUUUGAUGGAUUCUAGAUAUUUUAAUACAUCAGCUGUACAGGAAAGACCAGAGUGUUUAACAGAAAUUAAGAGUUUCUGCAUCACGAUGCAGGGCAGCCUUUUAAAUGGUAAAGUCCUGUCAUGUGAAUGGCGAAACACAAGCACCUUUAGUAUAAAUAAAUGUGUAUAUAACGAA